UCCAUAUAAUGACAAGGCGGCGUUGACAAAUGAUUCCAUUCUGGAAGCCGUUUUCAAAAAAUACGCUAAAAUACGUUAUCGUUUCGUGUGCCAGUGCCAUGUACCAUAAUGACUGCUAUGCAACAUUUGGUUAUGGAAAACACUCUCAAAUCGGUAUUUUAGGAAGAUGUGUUCUUUCGAUUUUUUCCAUACUUAUGAUGACAUUCAUAUAUUAUCAGUAUUUUAAUGAUAGGAACCAAGUAUCAUAUACAGAAAUCAAAGUUUUCAAAGCACGAACCAAUUAUUUUUGAAGAAGAAUUUCAACGUGUUGAGUGGGCGUGGUCCUCUGUCACACUGAGCGCUCUUCCGUGUUUGACUUCACACACACGAAGGGAAAAUAAUACCGUAUUAGAAGAGUCCCGCUGACGUCACAUCACGAUGAACCGCUGUGGUCUGCUCACUACCAGCAAGGAGCCAGUUCCUCUAAAGGGCAUUGAAGUAGAGCUGGAGGUGAAGGACCACGUGGCCACAGUGGUGUCCACUCUGCACUAUGAGAACAAGGAGGACAAAGCCAUAGAGGCUGUUUUUGUCUUCCCUCUGCCUGGAGAUGCUGCUGUCUGCCAUUUCAGUGCUAAGGUUGGACAGACUGAGAUUGUAGCUGAGGUGAAGGAGAAACAGGAGGCCCGUGAGGAGUACGACGACGCAUUGAGCUCCGGGCAGCAGGCCUUCCUCCUGGAGGAGAGUGAUCAGAGCCCGGAUAUCUUCUCUCUCAGUGUGGGCAGCCUUCCUCCAGGAGAGAGCGCCUCCGUCAGGCUGGAGUACGUCACUGAGCUGGCUCUGCAGGCGGAUGACGCGCUGAGGUUUUGUUUGCCUGCGGUGCUCAACCCUCGCUACCAGCCUCAGGGGAGUGAAGGUGGCGCGGUCCAGUUGACCUCUGUCCCCGCCUCUCAGGUGCCCUACAGUCUGUCCUUCUCUGCUCGGGUGUCCUCUCCUCGUCAGGUCUCCAGAGUGGAGUCCAACUGUUCCCUGGAGCCUCUGCAGUACCUCAACGUGGAGCAAAGCCAGGCUGCCGUUAAACUGGCUGCAGGACACAAGUUUGACAGGGAUGUGGAGCUGCUGAUUUACUAUAAAGACGCCCACCAGCCGGCUGCUGUGGUGGAGGCAGGACAGGCGUCUGCCGAGCCUGGCACACUGAUGGGGGAUGCGGUGGUGAUGCUGAGUGUGUACCCCGAGUUCCCCCAGGCGGUGAUGUCUUCACUGGCAUCAAGUGGAGAGUUUGUGUUCUUACUGGAUCGAUCUGGAAGUAUGGCUUGUGCUCUCAACAAAAACCAACAGCGUGAGACUCGCAUCAGCAGUGCCAGGGAUACUCUUCUGCUGCUUCUGAAGAGUUUACCAAUGGGCUGCUACUUCAACAUCUACAGUUUUGGAUCCUCCUUUGAGCACAUCUUCCCUAAGAGUGUGGAGUACAGUGAGAAGACCAUGGAAGAGGCUCUGAAGAAAGUCAAGGAGAUGCAGGCCGACCUGGGAGGAACAGAGAUCCUUCAGCCGCUCAAACACAUUUACAGCCAGCCCUGCAUUCCCAAUCACCCAAGACAAGUUUUUGUCUUCACUGACGGCGAGGUGGGGAACACCAAAGAGGUUAUGAGCCUGGUGAAGAAGAACUCCAACUCCCACAGGUGUUUCUCUUUUGGGAUUGGGGAAGGGGCCAGCACUGCUCUCAUCAAUGGACUGGCGAAGGAGGGAGGGGGUCACGCUCAGUUCAUCGCAGGAGCCGACAGGAUGCAAGCAAAGGUGAUGCAAUCGCUGCAAUUUGCCUUGCAACCAGUAGUGGAGGACAUUUCCGUCAAGUGGGAUCUGCCAAAGGGAGUGUCUGUCUCUGUCCUGUCCCCACCUCUCACAGCUAUUUUCCAGGGUCAAAGAUCCCUCAUUUAUGCUCAGCUGACUGGACAGAGUCCAGAGGCAGCAGAUGGCUGUGUAAGUGUCAAGUACCGCCUCGCAGGUCAUCCGUACCACAACCAACUCCACUUCCCUCUACAGCCCACGAAGGAAACUGGAUUGACCAUCCACAGACUGUGUGCUCGAACUCUGAUUCGCUGCCUGGAGGCGCAGGAGACAGAGCGCAGCAGAGAGCAGGAUGAGACAGUGAAGACCCAGGUGGUGGACCUCAGCGUCCAAUCAGGAGUGAGCAGCUCCUUCACCGCCUUCAUUGCAGUCCACAAAGCCAGCAAGGAAGCCAUUCAAGGACCUCUGCUGCGCAGAAAUGUUCCAGUGCCUUCAAACUGCAAUUUGGGUGCUGUCAUGGCGAUGGGAGUACCAUGCCGUUCCUUUGGCGCUCCCAGGAGGUGCAUGGCAUAUGAUAACUCUGCGGAUGAUGUUGAUGCAGAACAACCAGAAGACCUUGUAAGGGGUUCCAUGGGUAUGAAGAAAGGCACGCAGCAGCAAGCAGCAAAAUCAAGGGGAGGUGUUUUCCAUUCACUCAAAAAAAAGUUCCAAGGACGCGGGAAGGAGCGUGAUGUGCAAAGAAUGAGGAAUUCUGCCGAUACUCUGCCCUCAGCCAGCCCACCACCAGUAGACCCUUUUCUGCAGUUGGUCUCCCUCCAGAAGGCGUCGGGCAGCUGGGAGCUCAACCCGGCUCUGGCUGCUGCGCUGGGAAAGACCAGCGAGGAGGUGGAGAAGAUGAGGCCCGCGUCGGCGAAUAAGAACGUGUGGGCCACCAUUCUGGCUCUGGUCUGGCUUCAUGGCUUCAAGUGGGAUGCUGAGGUGGAAUGGAAGCUUCUCGUCAGGAAGGCUGUGUCAUGGCUCCUUGCUCAGAAGGAAGCGCCUGUGACAGACUGCGUUGUGGCUGGAAACACUCUUUUGGGCUGCGACGUACAAAAACACAUCCUGGGCCUUUGAGGUGUUCAAUACAAGGAAGGGGAUCCCCUUGCUUUGACAGCAUUGCACUGUUUUAAUCCAGUCUGCUUCUAUCAUUGGCAUUUCUCUUUGCCAAGUUAUUCAUGGGUCUGUAACCAUCCAAUAUUUUCUAUGCCACUUAUCCUCAUUACGGUUGCGGGGGUAUGCUGGAGCCUAUCCCAGCUGACUGUAACACGAGCUUGUAUUCAUAUUUUCUUACAAUAAUAAUCAU
Messenger RNA from Dunckerocampus dactyliophorus (ringed pipefish), 3103 nucleotides. Its product is annotated as von Willebrand factor A domain-containing protein 5A-like. The record is from RefSeq and is a predicted model, not a curated record. NCBI's taxonomy places the organism in Eukaryota, Metazoa, Chordata, Actinopteri, Syngnathiformes, Syngnathidae. The transcript has 21 exons. Bases 418 to 2874 code for a protein of 818 amino acids.